Pediculus humanus corporis (human body louse) is the source of this 1014-nucleotide messenger RNA. RefSeq lists its product as uncharacterized. The transcript has 4 exons. NCBI's taxonomy places the organism in Eukaryota, Metazoa, Arthropoda, Insecta, Psocodea, Pediculidae. The record is from RefSeq and is a predicted model, not a curated record. Bases 1 to 1014 code for a protein of 337 amino acids.
AUGGCGUUGCUCAAUAAGAUAAGAAGAGAUACGAAAAAAUCAUCUUAUUACGUUUGGUUUUUGGGCGCACAAGAAGCCAAAGGACUCCGAGGUUCCGAGUACAUCACCCCCGUUUUGAAAAGUUUAAUCGAAAGGGAACAAACCGUCGAACCUUUUAAAAUAACCCUUCAAGUCAGUCACAAGGGACUCAAAAUAAUACAAAAUUUAAGCACGAUAAACGCGAAACAAUUUCUAACGAAUAAAAUCGAUGGAAAACAAACGGAACAAAAACCCAACAAAAAUGAUGUCAUUAAACAUUUUAUACCUCAUCAUGCCGUUACUUGUGAAGAUGACGUUGUUGCGUGCAUAUUACUUUUAUACAAUCCGGUAACGAGAUGUCCGGUACACGUACACGGUUACCGAUGCGAUUCGAAAGAAACGGCAACGUUGCUAACGAAUCAAUUGACCACGCUCAUACUAAGACCGGACAAUCAGAAAAAAAUGAACGAAAUCGAAAGUAGGCUCAAAGCUAAAGGUUUAUUGUUACCGACCGUGCCUAGGGUCAACAUACCCAAACGACUCAACAGUUCGGGGUCCGAAGGACGAAGCACGACGACGUCACCUGCAUCCGAAUCAUCCGGCGGUUCCGGAGGUUGUCAAAACGAAAGGAUAACCAAUUUAUACGAUUCUCUUGCCGCCGAAUUGAGAGAAAAGUUAGGCAUGGGCACGGAUAGCAAAUCGAGUCACGCACCCAUACUUUUACCACCCCGGGAUUACGAUACCGUGCAUAGGCAAAAAGGAAAUUUGACCGGGAUAGAAAUGAGAAGGUGUCUAACGGAAAACGUAGUCGGUGAGUGUAUGAAAAGUAAAAAAGAAUCCGUUAAAGACGUCGAUAAGAAAAAUUUAAAAGGAGGUCCUUUGGGAAGAAUACUGGAAUCUAGCGGAGGAUCCAGCGGGAUUGGAUCCGAUCAUCCACCUAGUCCAGAUCAAAAUGGCCGAUACCUUGACAAUCAAUCAACUUCCGGUAAGUCAUAG